Caenorhabditis elegans is the source of this 209-nucleotide messenger RNA. The record is from the annotation of a RefSeq genome assembly. Lineage: Eukaryota; Metazoa; Nematoda; Chromadorea; Rhabditida; Rhabditidae.
AAAGAAAGUACAUUCCAGAUAACAACACCUACAAUUGUCUUGUUCUCGCCGAUUGUCUUUGCCAUCUCAGUAACAUAUUUUGAUUUGGAACUGAGCCUUCCCACAGGAGUGUUCUUAUCAGGGUUCACGCUAUACCCAGCUUUUGACGCUUUCAUUCUUAUGUUUGUGAUUACUGAUUAUCGGAGAGUGUUUAAAAGUGAGUUUAAAUG